AUGUCUCAUGGAUCAGGCUGUACCAGGUUCAAUGGCCUUUCAAAAUUGGUUGUAUCUCAUUCUUUCAGAGGACAUUCUGGCAAACAGUCCCAGCAUGUAGCUAAUGCAGAUGCUAUGUGUUGGGCAGAAAUUCAAGAGAUGUCAAUGGAAGAUCAUGAUACAGUGCAUGAUAUGAUAACUGACUAUGGCAUAGAGUCCAACAUGCUCCCACAUACAGCACCCCCUAGAGAGGAAGGCUUGGAGUUUAGCCAUGUGGGUGGUGAACACAAAGCUUUUGAAGGUCUUGCCAGCCAAAUUGCUGGGAUAAGUGGCGGAAAACCAAACAGCUCAUUGGGGUACUCAAAUAGAUCUCCUUUGUAUCCCAAUGUUGUGAUAUCCCUACGCACUCUUGCCACCUACUGUCAAAUUCAUCGAACAUGUCCUCAUUUCAGCAUCCAAGCUCAGUGCAAAGCUUUGUGUUUUCUGUACAGUGUAACUGCAUAUGACAUAUACCUUGAAAUCGUUCAUUGUGUCAAUAAGUCAUGUUUCUACAAGCUCCAGGAUGAGCCUGCACUUCAUUUUGACUGGCUUGUCUCAAUAGAUGGCAACAAUAGCUUGAAACACUGGGACUCCACUAUAUAUGACUACUGGAUUGAACCUGCCACUGUAGACCAAUUCAAGGGUGAAGUCAAAGCUUGA
This is a messenger RNA of Suillus bovinus, 678 nucleotides long. RefSeq lists its product as uncharacterized. The transcript is spliced from 8 exons. NCBI's taxonomy places the organism in Eukaryota, Fungi, Basidiomycota, Agaricomycetes, Boletales, Suillaceae. The record is from RefSeq and is a predicted model, not a curated record. The coding region runs from base 1 to 678 and encodes 225 amino acids.